UGUUGCCUUGGGUUUUUGUGAUUGCAAGGUCACAAUUUCACGAUUUGCCUUUUUAAGUUUCUUAAUUGUUGAAUACUAUUUAUAUUCAUUAAAUUCAGAAAUUUUUUUAACGCAAUUCAUGAUCUCUUAGAAGAUAAUUGAGUUUAAUAAUGUAACUCUAAUAAAACGCAAUUACAUGAGUGAAUAUCAUUUUUCCCGCCAGUAAUUUCAAAUUUAACCUAAAAGUGUGUUACUAAGCAGCAAAAUUGUUAUUUACAGUUAAACGUCACUAUUAAUUUAACUCGAUUGUUUAUUAUUGUUUUUUAUCAUUUAUUUGUGUUUUUUAAUGCUGGUACCUUGAAAUUCAACGUUAAUAUUGAUACAAGACUUCCUUGGUGUACUAAUUAUUUAGAGCUCAGCGACAUACCUCUGGAUUAUAUUAAACAGGAAGCGAUUUCUGCUAAACACAGCAAAGUGUAUCACCAGCCAAAUAACCUUUUUGGUAAUAUUCAUUGAAUCAAAAAUGGCUCCCCCGAUUUCAGCCAAUUUCACCAAAUUAAAGACCAAUUUGCGUCUUUCGAUUCAAAGACUGAGACUGCUUGGUAAAAAGAAAACAGAACUGACUCAAAAAUCAAGAACAGAAAUUGGAAGUUACAUAUUUACUGGUAAAAUCGAUCGAGCCAGAAUCCGUGUUGAACACAUCAUAAGGGAAGACUAUCUGGUUGAAGCUUUUGAAAUGCUUGAAAUGUAUUGUGAUCUUUUAUUGACUCGCUUUGGUAUGAUUGAACAAAUGAGAACAGUUGAUGAAGGAUUGGUCGAAGCCAUUUCAUCCAUCAUUUGGGCAUCCCAUAAGAUUGAAGGCUGUCCAGAAUUGAAAGUUGUUGCUGAUCUGCUGUCUAAAAAGUAUGGUAAACAGUUUGCGAUUGCAGCUCGAGACAACUCACUGGGAAGAGUGAAUAAAAAGCUUCUUCAUCGAUUGGGUGUUGAAAUUCCACCUAAAGUCUUAGUGGAAAAGUAUUUAGUCGAGAUUUCAAAAAGCAUGGACUUAGCAUAUGAACCAGACCCAACCAUACUUAAUGCAAACAAUUUGAAUAUUAUGGAUAAAUUUUUGUUGGAUCUUGAAACGAAUGACCCUAAUCCACCUUUGAUACCGUCAAUUCCUCCAAAUUCAUCACCAUCUUCAACAAUUCCUGAUGAACUCGCCGUAUCAACAUCAAAUGGAAAUAAAAUUAACCCACAGGAACUAGAUAAUAACAUAUUGAGCUUGAACGAUGAUGUGGAUGACAUUGAGAAUUUCUUACCUGAAGUACCUUCUUCCUUACCUGAGCUCCCUAGUCAAAAAGACUUUAAUCAACAAGAAACAGUCAAGCUCAAAACAGAUUUAGACUUUGAAGAGUUAACCAAAAGAUUUGAGGCCCUCAAGAAGUCUAAAUGAACACUAUUAACAGUUAUUGUUGCUUAACCAAAGCUAAAUUUUCGUUAUCUUUUAUUGUUGGCGUAUCAACUUUGUAAUACGAUAUUUUUUGUUAUUCAAUGUCAUCGGAUCGACAUGUUACUUGGUCCACAGUUAAAGUUAAGUUGGUUAAAUUAAAUGCAUUCAAUGUUUCUAUUCAACUUUUCAUCAAUCAAAUGAUUGUUUGGCUCAGAGAUUAAUUGAGUAAAUGCAAAUAUUGAUAAUGAUGUUUUAGUCUAGAGAUAAUUUUACAACUACCGAUAUUAUGAUAAAAUAUUAAAAUCGGAUAACUUGUCAAUAAAGUCACAAUUAUUUACUCUAA
Tetranychus urticae (two-spotted spider mite) is the source of this 1754-nucleotide messenger RNA. Its product is annotated as IST1 homolog. NCBI's taxonomy places the organism in Eukaryota, Metazoa, Arthropoda, Arachnida, Trombidiformes, Tetranychidae. The record is from RefSeq and is a predicted model, not a curated record. Gene Ontology annotation, biological process: protein transport.